AGGGGGAGGGAGAUGGAGAGAGCGUGUAUAACUUUGGGGAAGCAUAAGAAGAGGCAGCACAGGAGGCAAAGUUUUCUCUGUCGACUGCUUUGUUUUGGACUUAUUUUGACAUUUAAACCAAAGACUAUUUGAUUGCUUUUUCUUGCUCAAGACUUAUUUCUGUGUGGUCAACAUUUUGCAUUUUUAUAUGAUUAUUUCUUCACUGUCUUCAGCUUGGAAGAAGGCGUGAUUGCACACACACACACACACACACACACACACACCUGUUGUUGCUGAGGAUUUCCCCGGGAGCGCAGUCAUGGGCAUCUGUGUCACCGUUGCUUGAGGGCAUCUGCAGUGUGUGCGUCUGUGCAGUCGUUCUCAGGAGGAGGCCCGGCUCACUCUUACAGUAGACACUGACCUGCAUGUUCCCUGUAGAGGAGGGAGAUGUCGUCCUACUACUCACGCAACAAGGACCUGACUCGCACCAGGAGGUCGCUGACAGACUCUCCACCCUCCUCUCCUUCCCCUACAGACAAAAACGUCAGACAUGACAGACUGUCAAGAUAUGACUCCAGUGGAGAGAGUGCCACAGAAAAGCCACUGGGCCGCACCAGCUCUUACACACGAAGAGAGACAAGACUGGCCUCGCUGAAUAAACAGGAACAAGACUCUGCCACCAAAGACUACAAGAAGAUGUACGCUGAAGCUUUGCACGAAAAUGAGAGGCUGAAGUCCAGGUUGCAGGACAGCAAACAGGAACUGGUUAAGAUUCGUACGCAGCUGGAGAAAGUCACUCAGAGACACGACAGGUUAUCAGAGAAGUCAUCAGUACUUGAAUCAGAGAAAAGGGAAAAGCGAGUUCUGGAGAAAAGAGUGUCAGACAUGGAAGAGGAGAUAAAGAUCUUAACGGAGCUCAAGUCAGACAACCAGAGGCUGAAGGAUGAGAACGGGGCGCUCAUUCGAGUCAUCAGCAAACUGUCCAAAUGAACAAAGAUUAUCUGAAGCUCCGUGGACACAGUUUAAAUAUCCCCGACAUCCAAAGUUGUGCCUCCUCUCUGGUGAGAAAUAACUGGUGCAGAAUCUAAAACAGAGUUUUACAUGAGUUUCUAUGAUUUUUUUCCACUUAAAUGGGUUUCUGUUAUUUUUUUAAUACAAAGUAUUUUACACUAAUCAAAUAGGGACCAGUUGUAAAUCCAGGCGUUUGCAUGAAGAUACUGCGUCUGAUAUUAUUAUCCACUUAAUCUCUCUGAGAAGUUUGUUACUUUACAAAAAAAAAAAGAGAAAGUAUUUUAAUGAUCUAAUUCAUGAAUGGAAAGAAAUUGAUUACUACUGAAAUGUUCAGCGACAGAAGUGUAUGUUACUGCUGUGCCACAGAAAUAAAAAAAAAAUGGAUCAGUUUCACAUUGUAAAGUGAAAAGUUUGUCGUUAUUACGUAACAGUAGGACAAUAAAAAAUGUCAAAAAACCUUUCUGGAUUAGCUAUAUAUGUGAUUUAUUGUUAAAACAUAAAACAUUUCAUUUCAUUUCAUAAUCCAUAUAUUGUUAUAAUUCAUGUUUGAAUGAGGAACUUAAGUUCUAUGUUGUUGUAGUGUGAUACUGGUGUGGGCUUAUAUUACUCUUGUGUUUGGGUUUGAAAACAUGGCAUCAUUAAAGGCUCCAAAAUUGGUUUCGAUGAAUUCAUUAAAAUGAAUUUUCCAUUCAGGAUUUAAAACCAGACUCAGGUAAAAUGAAACCCUGCAAACGAUCUGUUCUAAAGAAAGGAGUGAAAACACCAGGCAGAGAAAAGAUGGAUUGCUUUUAGACAACUGAGUUGUUUUUUUAAAAAAAGAAACAGUCUGACAAUCACUUUUUAUCAUUUCUGUCCUUUUCAAGGGAAUCUUUGUAUUUAAAUAAUUUUGUAGUACUUUAAAGAAAUGUCCAGGUUCUGGGUAAAAGCACUUUUGAUCUUUAAUCACACAGGCAUCACUUGCAGCACAGUAUCCGCUUCAGAGUGGUUUCCCUUAUUUUGCUGAUCCUGCAUGAUCCUAACUGAUGCUUUGACAUCUAUCUUUCUUUAAA
This is a messenger RNA of Solea senegalensis (Senegalese sole), 2039 nucleotides long. RefSeq names its product protein phosphatase 1 regulatory subunit 12B-like. Gene Ontology annotation, cellular component: cytoplasm; A band; Z disc. Gene Ontology annotation, molecular function: enzyme inhibitor activity; protein kinase binding; phosphatase regulator activity. NCBI's taxonomy places the organism in Eukaryota, Metazoa, Chordata, Actinopteri, Pleuronectiformes, Soleidae. The coding region runs from base 427 to 969 and encodes 180 amino acids. The record is from RefSeq and is a predicted model, not a curated record. The transcript has 7 exons.